GCCUACAUAAAAGGUUGCAUCAAUGUGGCUGCCUGUCUCAUCCAAAAGGAUGUGCCGACCUACAUGCCCAUGGAAAUGUUUGCCACGCUCAUGGAGCAAGUGACACGGUUCGACGAGAUCUUGUGGGGCACGAUCCAGCAAGCUCUCGCUUUGGAAGAGGAUGAUCUCAUCAUCUCGGAUGUGGAGCCGGACUUCCACUGCGACGCCUCGGACUACCCGGAUGCCGGCUCGGGGGGUCUUGGCCUCUUGCAAAGCAACGCCACGGAUGCACAAACUGCGCAGCGUGACACGUUGUCGUUCAAUGCGGCUCUCCAUCGCGCUGGGAGGGCCACACAUCGUCUCUUGGACAGUCAUGGCAUGAACAGCUCCAUGGAGGCGACCGUUGCUCAGCUGGAGGAGGUGUGGGAGCCCGUUUGCAAAGUGAUGGGCUGCGACCACAGCAACUUCUUCGACAUCCACCUUAUGUCACACAAGCACACGGUGGCGCUGACGCAGCUGACGCAGACACAUGCUGUGGCUCAGCUGCGCUCACACAUCCGCUCGAGGAAUCGGCUGGAGAUCCGAGUCCAGCGCUUCCUUUCCGAGCAUGGCAGUGCUUUCGCAGACCGAUUCUACAGGCACGAGGUGCAGGAGGCAUCCUUGCAGAGCUAUGGGGAUUUGCAACAUCAGGCCGUGUUGCGGUUCGUGCUUCCGCUCAUGCCCAGCUUGAACAACGAGACCAAGGUAUGGCGCAUGGUGAACAACGUGAAGCUUGCGAAGUUCCUUGCGGCUUUCGAGGCGAAAGACGUUGCACUGGUGGAGACGAAGCAGCAAAGCACCUUUGCCUGGGGUCGUCUCCGCCGCUGGUUAGGGGACGUGUUCGAAUGCCUCGGCAAGUUCAACGUCGUGGGUGGUGUGGGCUACGGCAAGAUGUUCGGAGCUUACGUCGGCGGUAGCUUCGGCCUCGCCACUGGCGCCAGCGGUGAUCUCAAGAAGAUUUUCACAGAACGCAAGAAACCGUCGGCAAGCAUAGGCGUCGGCAUGGGGCUUGUCGCCGGCAACGUCGGGCCACUUUGGCGCGCUGGGGUUGGCGUUGGAGGAAGCGUGAAGUGUAGCCGAAGCGGCUGCACGGUAGGCCUCGCUGUGGGCACUGUCGGAUCAGCAGUUUGGGAUGGCACCGGCAGAGAAUGUUGCUUUGGCCGGAGGAUGGGGCCUUUGAAAUGCAAGAAGUCGGCUGGAACUACCUUCCUGGCGACCUGCUGCAGCUUUAAUUUUAUCACUGGCUCGACUUCGUGCCGCUGA
Symbiodinium pilosum is the source of this 1281-nucleotide messenger RNA. Lineage: Eukaryota; Dinophyceae; Suessiales; Symbiodiniaceae. The record is from the annotation of a GenBank genome assembly.